Molecule: messenger RNA, 1237 nt
Organism: Cutaneotrichosporon oleaginosum
Lineage: Eukaryota; Fungi; Basidiomycota; Tremellomycetes; Trichosporonales; Trichosporonaceae
Source: RefSeq, a predicted model, not a curated record
AUGUCGUGUCAACCGCCUCUCUGCAUCUUCCUUACCUCUUGCCUCUUGCCUCUUGUCUACAUGUCUAUCUUGGGUCUCGCGUUCUUGAUCUCUCCAUCUCGACGUUAAACUGCAAAGCUGCCAAUCUAGUCUUCCUCUCCGCUCACCAGCUUACCAUAUUACCAUGCUCCCCCGCCGCAUCACAGCUCGUCUCACCACGCCCGUGCGUCACAGUCACCACGCCCGCGCUGGUCGCCAUGCCCGUCCCGCCUUUGACGGUUUCGCCACGCACACUGCGGAUUGCCUCAUCGAUCUCGAGCGCCGUGACUACUCCGACCAGCCCGAUGUAGCAGCCUAUCUGUCUCUUUUCGGCCGACCGACGGGCACCCACCCCGACACACCGAGCACGCCUGAGCAUGUCGAGACCGGUCGCAAGUACCUGGCUGAAGCCUUUAAGCGGCGCGAGGGUCUCUUCAUCGAUCCAGCCCUUCUCCCGCCUCUCACUCGCGACCUUCCUCUCGCUCAUAAACUCAUCCCACACGCCGGAAACCAGGGCUGCCGCCCCGCCUGGGACCGCCACUACGCCCCGUGGGCAUCCAUGCUUCCCAUCAUUCCCACGGCGGCCAACCAGGCGGGUGGAGCGCUCUCCAGUCGCUGGGCGGCGAACAUGGAGAGUGGCGGCUGGAAGCUGAGCGGGCUUACGCCCUUCCUCUUGGGCUGGAACGAGGACGAGUGGAGCGACAAGAGCCUGUCUGUCAAGGUUGGACCCAAGGGCGAAGGACGGCAUGACGCCGGCCUGCUUGUCAAGGUGUGACAACAACUUGCCUAAGCUGAUGCAGACCAACAUCCGCGCCCCGAUCCCUGCGAGUGUGUACCUCCACUGGCUAAGCGCCCGCGACCACGUCGCACUCGCGCGUGAGCUCUACUCUGACCUCUUCAACGUCGUGUACCAGGCCUUCCACACGCCGCACGCCAGCUAUCUUGAGCUUGUGCACCGCGCUCUUACCGGGAUUCCGGAGGAAAUCGAGUGGGGCUCGGCCCAGUUUGACGAGUUCGUCGCUACGCCUACGUGGGAUCGCGAGGCGGACGAGCCGCUGUGCUACCUGGUUGGCGACUGGGCGCGCCCGACUCCGUAGUAUGCGCCCAGCUGCGAGUUUUCGCAAAGUUGUACGUACUUGCUGUUGACCCUGUAAUAUCGAGCUUGUACUUUCCGCGAUGGUGACCCGUUUCUCUGUCGCAACGCGCAUCUGAAUGCCAC